Molecule: messenger RNA, 507 nt
Organism: Colletotrichum siamense
Lineage: Eukaryota; Fungi; Ascomycota; Sordariomycetes; Glomerellales; Glomerellaceae
Exons: 2
Coding region: 1-507 (168 amino acids)
Source: RefSeq, a predicted model, not a curated record
AUGGCAUCUCGCCCGCAGAAUGUCGUCCCUGUUCAGGGUGCUCCAGGCAUCCAGAAUCGCAGGGAGGAGCAGACUCACGCCGCCGAGAAUGAGAAUCUCCCAGAGUCUGCCAUUGAAUAUGAAGUCUACGAGAUUGAAAUGUCGGCCAGUGAAUUUGCACUGCUCAACGCCUUGCUUCAACGGGAGGCCGCCCAGUCCGCUGCAUUCAACGCGACCAACCACCCUCACGCGUACCUUGGACCCCAGAUGGAUUCUGUCGAUGCUUGGAUGAAUCAAAUUGAUCUCAUCCGGUGUGAGCAAGUCAUGGAAAUUGCCGCUAUAAAUACCCUGGAUGAUAAUCUGAAGAGACUUGAGCGAGACCUCCGCAAUUUGGAGGAGGGAAUGAAGCAGUUGCAGCUUUGGUUUAGCUUGGAGCAGAGGAUUCGGAUUAUCAUGCAGACGAUGUUCUUCGCUACGUGGUUCACUGUGUUCGUCCUUGCUGCCUUUGCUGUGGGCCGCAAGCUCUAG